AUGCUGCUCUUAAGGUACAUUCUGCUAUCUUAUUUUUGGUGCACAUCACUCAUUAAAGCGCAGGCCUGGAUCAAGAAGGAAUAUAUCCGCGGCUCUUCUAUGCAGGCCGAUGCGCGUCAGUGUUGUAUCAAUGAACAACAGGUGCAGGAAAGUGGCAAUACAGUCAAUCACACAGACACACAGGUGACCUUCGACAAGCACGGCGGUGUCGGCAACCUCAGUCAGCAGCCCAAGAUCCUGAAUGAAGCUCUCAGUGUGGUGAUGAAGGGGCUCCGACGCCAUCUGUUCCUUUCGAAGACAGGCGUCGCGAUAUCUAUGAAAGUCGAGGCCGAUGUUGCUGAUGACUUCAAUAAAAGCGACGCUGAAGGCAUCGAGAGUGUCAAGACUCAUGAGCUUUUGGGUGGCCUGAUCACGGCCAGAACCGCGGUUAAGUCCGUUCUUAAGUCAAACGUCAAGUUCAAACCUAUCCUGGAGCGCUGUGAUGCACAGCCCGCAUACCUCAAGCUUCUCUGCAUUGUGGUCUGGGAACAUCGCUCUUCACAGCGGAACGGUCUAGUCACGAUUGGGCGCGACAUGGUCGACAAGUAUGACGCCUUCGAGCUCAAGAAGUUGUUUCUGAAGGACAAGCCUACCAAGGAAGAUUUAAUCUGCCUGCAGAACGCCGCGCUGGCGCUAUUGGAGAAACAGGUGUUUGUCCACGUGGACAAACUGGUGCACACGGACAAUCACGAUGAAGACGUGAAGGUGGAAUUCAUGAUCUCCCCCUUGGAUCAGAGGUUCCCGUACAGCAGCCCGUACAUCUCCGAAUACGUUGCCCGCGGUUUAAUGGGCCUCGCAAAGGAGAAGAGCUCCCUUAAAUUCCAGCCUCCGCAAUUCCCGGUCCCGGUGGAAGACGCGCCCGAGGACCCCAAACGCCCCCAGAAGUUGGUACUUUGGCUGAUGGUAGCCUUCGCAGCUAUGAUGCUCGAAGUCACUAUCCAUGGCUACGUAAACGGAAAAUAUUCCGCUGGCGCCAUCAACGAGGACGAACUCGGCCUGAUAUACAAGUCUCAUGACGACAAGAUCUCCGAGUCAAAACCCAGCUCUCAGAAGGGUAUUUUCACCAGAAUAUUCCAGGAGGCAUUGUAA
This is a messenger RNA of Peniophora sp. CBMAI 1063, 1128 nucleotides long. The record is from the annotation of a GenBank genome assembly. Lineage: Eukaryota; Fungi; Basidiomycota; Agaricomycetes; Russulales; Peniophoraceae.